Linum tenue is the source of this 1251-nucleotide messenger RNA. The record is from the annotation of a GenBank genome assembly. NCBI's taxonomy places the organism in Eukaryota, Viridiplantae, Streptophyta, Magnoliopsida, Malpighiales, Linaceae.
AUGGACGCCGAAGAAGAUCCAAAAUGCCCUACGAUUACGUUCACUGCGGCGGAAAAAAUACGAUGGCGUAGGGAGUGGAGGUCGGCGUUGGUAGUGAAAGGACUGGGCAGGAGGGUCUCCUAUAUCCCGCUGGCUCGAAGACUGAACUACUUAUGGGCGAGGAAUGGGGAGAUUCAAAUCUCUGAUAUGAACAAUGGAUGUUUCCUGGUACGGUUUCGAAACCAGAAGGACUAUGAAUGGGCAAUGGAGGGGGGACCCUGGCUUCUCGGUGACACCUACCUUACGGUACAUCGAUGGUUUAAAGGUUUCAAUCCCUGGAAGACAGAGAUAACGACAACUAUGGUAUGGGUCCAGCUGCCGGAGCUGCCGAUAGAGUUCAUAAACAAGGAAGCAGUUAUGAAAAUUGGUCAAUGGUUGGGGAAGCCGGUACGCGUUGAUCGGGCUACGGAGAUUGGGGCUCGUGGCCGGUUCGCAAGACUUUGUGUGGAAGUGGAUUUGACACAACCACUGUUAUCCCAGUAUAAAAUCGAAGGGACGACAUACUUGAUCCGAUAUGAGGGCUUGGAUGACUUGUGCACUAACUGUGGGACUUAUGGCAAGUCUGGAGGGAAGUGCCAGUGCAAUUUAGCAGAGAAGGCGAUGGAGACGGAGGAAGUUCGGGUGGACGAGAUGGAGAAGAGAGAAGAUCCGACCCAAGGGCGCACCUAUGGGGAGUGGAUGGUGGUUAAGCGCCGUGAGAGGAGACCUGGUAGGGGAGUAAGUCGGGGGAAGGAGGGGAAAGGUGAAGGAAGUGAGUCGAAUAGGUUCCAGGCUUUUGCGGGGGAGGUGCACCAAGUGAGGGUGGAGGAAGAAGCUGUUAUGGUAGAUAGAGGGGAAGCGGGGAAACCUAAGGAUCAACCAACGGCUACCCAUCCCUUAAAUGAAGGCUUAUCCCAUGCAGAAGGCCAUGCACACCUCGUAGAGGAAGAGGCCCAAAUGCACAGUUCCCAAGGGAAGAGUGCGAAAUCGGAUGCUCCCAGUCAACGGGAGACUAUGACAAGUAAGAAAGAAUCCGUGGCUGCUAAGCCACAAGGUGUGCAGACAGCGAAAGGAAAUGCGGGUGUAAACCCAGGGAAGAAAGGUGAGGGGAAGAAGCAGGGGCAGAGGAAUGAGGGUAUAAAAAAUGUAGGGCUGCGUAUGGAUACUGGCGGCACGAGUACACUAAAGAAAGCUGAUGGUGCGGGGAACCGAUCCCCUUCAGUGCAUAAAUGA